This is a messenger RNA of Hydra vulgaris (swiftwater hydra), 912 nucleotides long. RefSeq lists its product as uncharacterized. NCBI's taxonomy places the organism in Eukaryota, Metazoa, Cnidaria, Hydrozoa, Anthoathecata, Hydridae. The record is from RefSeq and is a predicted model, not a curated record.
AUGUUCAAUAAGCAAGUACUAAGUAAUGCAUUUAAUGCAUCUCGUAAUUUUGCUAGUAGAGCAGCUGCUACAGACUUGGGAAAAACUGCAGUAGAUGCAGCAAAGUCAGCAGGGAAAGAACUUGCAACUUUUGCAAUAUCUACUGCUAAAGAAAUUAUAGUAAACAGUGAUUCUUUUUUUCAUCCACAUGAAUCCUAUUUAGAAAUUGAAGGAAGACUUGUAAAAGCAGAUGGAAGUGCAUAUGCAGAUACAGAUGCAAUAACAGUAGUACACAAUGGAAUUAUGCAUUUAUUUGAAAGAAUUGAAUAUAGAUUCUUUGAUUCAAUUGUUGAAUCAGUUAGUUUUCCAGGUAUAGCAACUACAAUGCUUGGAUUAUUAAAAUAUCCGAAUGACUUUCAACAAUCAAAAGCAAUGAACCAAUUGUGGUAUAAAGAUACUACAGCAACAGCAGAUUUAGUUAAUAAUACAGGAUUUACAACAAGACAACAAUAUAUCAUUAAAAAACCUACUACAAAAGGUAAAUUUGAAGUUAGUAUUCCAUUAAGGCAUAUUUUCCGAUUUUGUGAAGAUUAUGAUAAAGUUUUUUAUGGAUUAAAACAUGAACUUUUUCUGUUAAGACAAAGUGAUGAUAAUGCAAUUUUUAGAGCUGCUAAUGUAGCUGCAGGAAAAGUAGAUAUUACAAGAAUAUCAUUAAUGAUGAAACGUGCAACUCCAUCUAUGGUAAAAGAUUUAGAACUUUCUAAAAUUAUUGAUACACAAAAAACACUUAAUUUAGGUUUUAGAUCAAGGUACUUAAAUAAAAAUAAUGUUGCUCCACAAAAUGCGUCACUUGAUUGUAACUUAGGAACAAAAACUACUGAAAAACCUAGAUAUAUUGAAAUUAAUGAAGAAAGAUAUCCUGCAACUAAUUAA